AUGAGAGAAUCCUUGAAAAGAUCUGAUGACACAAAGCAAAGCCUGAAACAAGAAAUUGAGGAUUGGGACAUGAACAGUAUUUUUAAUGAAAUUUCUAAAAACAUUUUAAUUGAGUGCCAGGUGCCAUCUCCCAAAGUUGUGAUACUUAGUCCUGGAAAUAACCCAAAUUGUGAUGCAAAUGUUCAUAAUGCAUGUGAUUUAUUUUACAAUGAUAUAGGAAUAUGUAAUACUGGAUGUUUAGACAUAGCUUGCAACCAAGCAAUUUUUUGUAGGUUGAUAUUAUAUAAAGAAAAAAAUAAAGAUGCAAGGCCUCUGUUGAGUCAAUGGCAUAUGUCAAAAGAUAUAUGUGUUGCGCUAAUAAACAUUUUUUUAGGUUAUGGUAUUGCUAAUAUGGCUGCUACUAGUCGAGUUUUAGAAUUAAUUUGGGUCACUAUUGGCAUCACAAUCUGCAAGUAUUUGUGUAACAAAAAUCAAAAAUUGGAUGAUAUUGAAAAUAGAAACUAUGAAAUGCAAAUGAAAAAUCUUGCUGCAUUUGCACCUCUCUUUCCAGUUGCUGGUAAAAUUAACUAUUCUAGCUCAGCAACCUACUUCUUAGCUUAUGUUGAUGAAGAUCCACAUCUACAAGAGCAUGAAAUUUUUAUGAAUGCAUCAGAAAUGACAUUGGCAGGGUUUUAUAGUAUAUAUACAUGUUAUGAUCUUGUAGUAGCUCAUCUUCAAGAAAUUUUGUGUCAGGAUGUACACAAAACUGAACCAAGAAAUACAGAGGGUUGCAGAAAAUAUAAUGUAGUAGUACAUAAACUUAUUUCACUAUCAGAAUAUCAGAAAAAAGAACUGGUAAAAAAUAAAAGUCUACAAAAUAAUCAGGUUGGAAAUAACAUUGUAAGUACUAAACAAUUAUAUGAACAAAUAGGCACAAAGUGCCAAUGUAGGGUUAUGAAUGAUAAUGAAAAAAAACUUCUUGAGAAUUUACUUAAAUAUGAUAACUUCUCUGAGGAUAAAGCCAUUGAAACUUUAAGGCAACUUCAAGAACAAAGCAAUGACUAG
Messenger RNA from Cetraspora pellucida, 1044 nucleotides. Lineage: Eukaryota; Fungi; Glomeromycota; Glomeromycetes; Diversisporales; Gigasporaceae. The record is from the annotation of a GenBank genome assembly.